This is a messenger RNA of Pseudonaja textilis, 3034 nucleotides long. RefSeq names its product myeloid-associated differentiation marker-like. The record is from RefSeq and is a predicted model, not a curated record. Gene Ontology annotation, cellular component: membrane. Lineage: Eukaryota; Metazoa; Chordata; Lepidosauria; Squamata; Elapidae.
GACACCCUUUGAAUGGUGUAGGAGUAGGAAUGGAUUUCCAGAGGGGGGGAAAUUGCAGACUAGAGGAACCAGGAGCGCCACUCAGGUCACCCUGAGGACACAGAUAAAUCUCCAAGUGGCCUCAACGACUCUUUAAAAAGGAUGCAAAUGACCAGCUGUCUGCAAGGAGUAUAUAUCCUUCCAUUCCCCACCAUCCAGUCAGAACUGAAGAAGCUUCUUGGAUGAGAAGCAAAAUGUCUUCAAAGAAAAAAACAAAGUCCAGCUACCUCCCGAAAAAGCACCUAUGACGCAACCAUGACUUGGAUGACCGAGAAUCUCCAUACGGGUCCCCUGCUGUUUCACACAAGAGACGAGACUGUUUCUUGCUUUUCUGCCAUGUAUUUAGGAUAAAGUUCAUAAGCUGAGCUGCUUUCAAGAGAUAUGGAAGCUCCUGUCCCAUUGCUAGGGUCAGAAGAAAUGAGAAGUGAGCGUGAUGGUGAGGAGAAAGAGGCCCACGUAUCCUUUGCCAAAUAUUAUGGGCUGUUCUUCAGAAGCUCCUGCCAAUCCCAAAGUGCAGAAUUCACGGCAUGGUCUUCUGUGUCUUUCAAGAUCCUCGGAUUUAAAAUGAAUGGUGCUUCAAAAAAGAUUCUAAAGCCUGUAAAUCACUUUUGACCCGAUGAUCGGAACCUGGGUGUACUUUGGACUGAUUAGAACACGACGUGACUUUUCUACCUUCGCUUAGAAAGCAAUAUUUGAAAAGGAAGAAGCACCAUCCAGAAAGGGAUGUAGCAUUUAGGGAGGACCCAACCCCCCUUUUCACUUUCAUCUCUUUAUCACCUGGAUCGUACAGGGAGCACCUUAACCCCUUCCUAGCUUCGGAUGAAGGUCCGAAAGAUUUUGAUUCCCUACACUAAGAGCAGGUGCAGUCGGUGGCCAGGUGGUAUUUCCUUAUCAGUCUCGUUAAUCAUCUACCUGCCUCUCAUUUCUCGACCAGCCGUUUCCUGUUUUGAAUCAGAAACCACUGGCAGUGAAAGGCUACAAUCCAGAGAAUACAGCUUGACACCCAGGGCGGGCUGCUUCGCCUCUUCCCUUGGGCGAACACUCCUCAAAGUGAUGUCAUCGACUCUGCAUUUUUCCGUGAGGAAACUCAGCAUGGAAAGCUUGGCGGGGAGGGUUGCUAGCGGGAUCCGCAGCCCUUCCUGCUGCUUCUUCAUUUCUCUGGCCUGUCCCAGAUUUGGCCAAAAGUUGAGAGCUUCAAGGAAACUCCUUAAAGCAAUGGGAGAGCUCCACCCUCCACUGAGACCUUCAACCAUCCCUCCAACUGGGCGUUCCUGCACUUUGGGACGGUGCCUAGAUUAACACCGUGCUGCACCCACGCAGCCUUUCUGAUCGGCUUCUCGACACGCUUCGCUGGAUCUCUAGUCUUUCCUGUGGGCUGUUUUGCUCGGCUGGCAUCGGGGUCACCAUGCCAGCCCUUCGGUUCAAUGGCCGCUCCCUGAUUUCUCCCCUGGGGAUCGUUCGGCUGUUGGAGAUAUUCUUCUCCUGCACUGCUUUCAGCCUGGCAGCAGUCUAUCAAAGCUACGGCGGAAACUAUGGGGCUUGGUCGAUGUUUACGUGGUGUUUCUGCUUCAUCGUUUCUGUCUUCGUGGUGACUAUGGAGCUGAUCAGCCUGAAUGCAGCCCUGCCUCUUUCCUGGCAGGACUUCACUUCUGCCUUCUCCAUGCUGGCCACUCUGAUGAUCUUCACAACUUCCAUUGUCUACCCAGCAACCUUCCUACCUUCCUGCAAGGGCAACAAGUGUGGUUAUGAAAUUGGGGCAACUGUCAUGUCUUCCCUCUGCUUCAUUGCCUAUGCAGUAGAAGUAGGACUCACCAGGGCCAAAGCAGGGGAGCUCAGCAACUUCCUGACUACCAUCCCUGGCCUCCUGAAGGUAUUUGAGGCCUACGUCGCUUGUCUCAUCUUCUCCUUGCUGGACAAAAUUUCCUAUUACAGGGCAUUUCCUGGUCUGGAAUGGUGUGUGGCUGUCUACAGUAUCUGCUUCAUUUUGACCAUGGUGAUCAUCAUUCUCACCAUUGGACGCUGCCUUGGUUCCUUGCCCAUCCCUGUGGAGAAGACUCUCGUUGCGUACAACAUCUUGGCUGUUCUCAUGUAUCUUACAGUGGUCGUCGUGUGGCCUUUAUACAGCUUUCGGGACAAUCCAAGACCUCCGUGUAAUAGUCCUCACGAUGCCCCCUGUGCCGCUUGGGACAAUCAGCUGGGAAUUACCUUCCUCUCUUUCUUCAACCUCAUUGCCUACAUUGUGGACUUCGCCUAUUCUUACAAAAUGGUUUUUGUGACCACACCGGCAUAGACAGCUCUUGUACUCAUCUCACCCACCCCAAGCAUGUACGUGUGGAAACCAUAUUGGCUUAUGCUGCCAGACAUGUUGAGAUCUAAGAAGCACAGCUCCAGGAGUAGCAGAAGUUGUAGAUAUCUGAGGUGAUGGCGGUGAUGGUACUUCUAAUUUUAUACUUACGUGAUUUAAAUUUUGGACUGUUUUAUUUUAUACUUGCGGUUAUGUUGGAUGGACCGAUUUCAUUUCCUAAAGGAGUUGACCUUAUCUUCAUUCAUUACAAGACCUCUGUGAAUUACACCCUGGUUAGAUGCGAGCCCUUCGGGGGUGAUUGAUCCAGGGCCUAAAAAUGAUUUUGGAGAAACCAGCAGGCUGUAGUCUUUCCAGCUUCUGUUUUACAUUCUAGUUGUGAGAAGUGAAAAGAUUAUGAGCAAAGAAGGAAAAUCAGGAGUGUGAGGAGGAAGCUGAGUCCUCCACAGAAAGAAGACAACUUUAAUCAUCGCACUGAGCUGAAGACACAAUUUUUUUCUUCAGAUGUGUUCUGCAGGAAUGUUUUAUUUGCCUUUCAACAGAAUAUCUUGUUCAAGUUAGAUGAAAUAUGAGAUAUCACUGCAGAAUAUGGAGUGGGGGUGGGGGAUUAUAUUGCUGUACCAAGCAGUCAGCUAAAACAUGGCUUGUUGGAUUAUGGAUUGUUGAAUAAACCACAGCUGGCAAUAAAAAGGA